This is a messenger RNA of Gastrolobium bilobum, 723 nucleotides long. RefSeq lists its product as uncharacterized. The transcript has 2 exons. The record is from RefSeq and is a predicted model, not a curated record. Bases 1 to 723 code for a protein of 240 amino acids. NCBI's taxonomy places the organism in Eukaryota, Viridiplantae, Streptophyta, Magnoliopsida, Fabales, Fabaceae.
AUGGACUUGGGCACUACUAAUCAAUGCUGGGACCUCAGGGAUGCCGUGGAGAAAUUUGUUAGGGAUGGAAAGUUGCGUCAAUAUGUUAUCAAGAUGCAGGGAUGGAAAGUUGCGUCAAUAUGUUAUCAAGAUGCAGGGAUGGAAAAUGGAGCUCUUGGCGGAGGUGAAGAUACUGUAAGUUCGAGAAGAAAAUAUCUCAGAGAAGUACUUUCAGUCAGAGAUCGACCAAAGUUUAAGGAAGAUCCUAGUAAACAGGAUCCUCCUCUACUUUAUUUCACUAAAGAAGAUAUGCAAGGUGUGCUACUAGGACAUGAAGAUGGUCUGGUUAUUACAGGAACCCUGGUUAAUUGUCUGGUUAAAAAGAUCUUCAUAGAUGCUGGUAGCUGUGUAGAUAUCAUCCUUUGGAAUGCUUUCAAAAGAAUGAAUCUGGAUGCAGAAGAUCUCAAGCCUUGUAAGACUACCCUAAUAGCCUUUAAUGGAAAACAUACACCCCCUAAAGGCUACAUAGAUCUCAGAUUGACUCUGGGAACAAAAGAAGCAUUCAAAUCUGAACGAGUAAGAUUCAUUGUUUCUAACUUCCCAUCUCCAUACAAUGUUAUUCUAGGUAGGCCAAUCCUGCAUAAGUGGGAUAUGUUGGUCUCAACAAAACAUCAGAAGCUGAAGAUGAUAAGUAACAAGAAUGAAGUCAUCACCAUUCAGGGAGAUCAAAAAGAAUCACGAUAG